Molecule: messenger RNA, 2446 nt
Organism: Acanthoscelides obtectus
Lineage: Eukaryota; Metazoa; Arthropoda; Insecta; Coleoptera; Chrysomelidae
Source: the annotation of a GenBank genome assembly
AGUAUGUAAAGUAGUCGUAUAGGUGUUGGCUUGUCUCCAAUGAAUAAAGUGCGUUAACGACCGAACAUUGAUAAAAAACGCAAUUCCACGCGAAUAGCGAAGGUCAAAAAGAAAUGUAUAUAAACUGGGGUGAACGCUAUUGCUGAUGCAUUGUUCUGUUCCAAGACCAGACGAUCUCACUAUGAACGCUUUGGUGAUUGCCUUGUUCGCUACCGUGGCCGUAGCCAGUGCCGCUCCCUCGGGCUAUCUGGGAUUGGGACUGGGACUUGGCCAUCACGGCGCCCUGAUCGGAGCUCCGAUCGCUCAUGGAGCCGUCUUGGCUGGACCGGUCGCCCAUGGUGCCGCUUUGGUUGGACCAGUCGCUCCCGGAGCAGUGGUUGCAGGUCCCGCCCACGGGCCGUCAGUGAUCGCCGGCCCUGUCCACGGCCCAUCUGUUGUUGCUGGACCCGUCCAUGGACCCAGCCACAUCGCUGGACCAGUUAACCACGGAGCUGUCGUUGCUGGACCAGUUAACCAUGGUGCCAUCCUCACUCCACCAGUCAACCAUGGUGCGAUCCUCAUUCCACCAGUCAACCAUGGAGCCAUCAUUACCCCACCAAUCCAUCACGGUGCUGUCAUCGCUGGAGCUCAUCUUGGUUACGGACACUUGGGACACGGACAUUUUUAGGUGAUGCAAAACACCUCGUCUGCUGUAAAUGUUCCAGUAAUACCUGGAGGUGAGGAUGCAGGACAACCGUCGUUCUCUAGGAUAUUAAUGGAAAUCUUUACCUAGUCGGAUUUCGUCUGAAGUUGGCAAAGCUCAUGUACCUCUCCUAACUUGUACCUCAAAAUUUAUUAGUGUUUUUUUUUUGUAAAUAUUUAUUCACAAUAUUUGCUCAAUAAAGAGUCUAAGAACUCUCGAUGCUGAUGCUUUAUUUCGUACCUUACAGCGAUAAUGAUAAAUGUUACGAAGUAAAGGUUAAGCAAAUGUUAAUUUGGUCAUGGCACUGGUGACUGCCUUGAGCUCUCAAGUAAGGUCGCAAAAAUGAGAUACCAUCUAACCUUUCAUCCCAAUUUCUAACAGAAGCAGACUUUUAAAAUAUAAAAAAUUGAGUGCUAAAUGAAAAGUUAAUUUUUUAUUUUUGUAAUUCAAAUAUAUAUAUAUAUACAUUUCGAUUUUAGUUCUCCAUCAUCACUUGAGUCCUCUGCAAUCAAAGAUGCUCCCCAGCGUUGCGAACAUCGAAGUUAUUUCUUCAACGAACUGGUUGAUAUUGAGUUCAGGACGAAUAAAGCAAAAAAAUAGCAGAUCAUUUCUUAUCAAUACAUUUUUCGUUUUUUUAAAUUCUAAUUCGUUCAAGUGUUUCGGUAAACUUCACCUUUUUGAUGGAUUUGAUACAAGUUAGCAGCAUCAGGAAUACAACCUAUAAACUUAGGGAUUUUAAUUUUUAUGUCUGUUUUCUUAUCAGAAGAUGCUUUUAAUUGGUAAUUAUCUGGAAGAUAAAUACUAACAAGUUGAUGCUCAUCAGCGCGAGAGAAUGAUUUUGGUGUAGUGCUGUCAGAUGAUAAAUGUUGAAGAACGUACUGUUUAAAAAAACGGCAAAUUCAGAAAGUAAACGGUAGACUGCUUGCUAAGUUUUUCAGAAGAGCAUAUCCGCUGUACUGAUGAUUGCUAAUGAGCAUGAUACAACAUUUCAGAGAUGCCACACUAUACCAAGCUUCACAUUCCCAUUUUCAGGUUUAGAAUUUUUGGAGACUUGAAUCACUAUCUGCCUCGUCUUCUUCUUUAGGAAGAAAGUAUUUUACACCUGUUCAAAGACUUUUUCUUUAUAACCUUAGUUAUACUAGUUGCCUAAUACUUCAAGCAUUUGGAUUUCACUUCCAAAUUAGCAAACGCUAAAUGACGAGAAGUUGAUGGACUGGUGAAAUAUCAAAAAUUGGUUCCACAUAAGUUGUCGGAUAAAAAUUCACUUUUUUAUUUCUGUAAUUCAAAUAUGGUAGACUGCUUGUUGAGUUUUUCAGUAGAGUAUAGCCGCUGUACUGACGAUUGCUAAUGAGCAUGAAACAACAUUUCAGAGGUGCCGAAAAGCGUAUGGGAUUCCUGCUACCAACGUACGUGUCGGUGGCACUGUUUUGGAGAAAUGCUCAUAGAUGGCAAUGUCACAUACUUGAAACAUGAAAUAACUUCAAUAAUAAUCAUAACUGAAAUUAAAUAAAACUUAUAAUUAGGCUAAUAAAAAACGCGGAUACUAUAUCAAGCUUCAUAUUCUUGUUUUCAGAUUUCCCAUUUUUCUAGAUCUAAAGCAUUGCCUCAAAGAAGAACAUAUGUAUGUUAUAACAUUUAAAUUCAACUUUACUUUUUAAAAAAUUUAUUUGAGGAGAGUAGCUACUGUCCGUUACAAACGUUUACAAUUGAACUUAUUAGUUAGCGUACAUUACGGUGUCGCGCCGGGUAUUGAACAACAUGAAA